Messenger RNA from Colletotrichum phormii, 687 nucleotides. RefSeq lists its product as uncharacterized. The coding region runs from base 110 to 601 and encodes 163 amino acids. The record is from RefSeq and is a predicted model, not a curated record. Lineage: Eukaryota; Fungi; Ascomycota; Sordariomycetes; Glomerellales; Glomerellaceae. The transcript has a single exon.
AGGGCCCCAAAGCUGCUCGGCCGACUGAAUCGACCCGCAUCUACAGAGUUGCACUACCCGUACAUACCAGCCCCGGGCGGCUAUCGCCUGCGAUGAACCACCCACCUCCAUGCCCCCGCAUGCAAGUCUGUCUCUGUCUCUCUGUCUCUCUGGCGUUGUUGCUGUCUCUCUCUCCUCUGUGCCUGGCCUAUCCUGCUUGUCCCCUCCUCCUCCUCUCCUGUUCUCUUGGUCCGUGUGCUGGCCCUACCUUGCCUUCCAAACUACAACGGCCUCAUGUACCUCGUGUACACUAUCCUCCCCCCUGUCUCUUCCUCGAACCCUGGCGAUGGUCCCCGCUGCUUUCUAUUCUGAAGAGUGGCAGUCGUUCAAAUCGUCUCGACUGGCAGGCUCCCCUUGCGACAAAAAAAAAACCAUACAAACUUUUGGAUCGGCACCAUCGCUGUCCACUUCGCUCGUCAUUAAUAGGCCGUGGCCAUCUCGUCCUCGCGAGGCUCUCUUCUCAUCCAUUCUCCCACUUCACAAGUCCAAUUACGGAGAGGCAGACUUCAGUGACUCUUUGGAUUCUUUAUAUCGUCCAUCCCCCCCUCCCAUCUUCUUAUAAGACAAGACGAGCUUCACACAACCACUAGCUAUCAAAGCUCUUGUCUACAUUCGAGUCUUUGGAAUAUCCCCUUUGCCACUUACACA